Nothoprocta perdicaria is the source of this 2849-nucleotide messenger RNA. Its product is annotated as KIAA0513 ortholog. The transcript is spliced from 13 exons. The coding region runs from base 174 to 1382 and encodes 402 amino acids. NCBI's taxonomy places the organism in Eukaryota, Metazoa, Chordata, Aves, Tinamiformes, Tinamidae. The record is from RefSeq and is a predicted model, not a curated record.
AGCGGAGCGGGCCCGGGCUCGGCGCAGAUGCUGUGCACUAACGCAACCYGGGCCAGAAGGACCUGUCAGCUUUAGCCAGCGCGUCCCGUGAGGCCCAAGAUGCUGCUGAGGUSCCGGUGAGGGUGAACUGAGCUGCUGCAUCCCCCCGGCCCCUCGCAUCCCCCGCGAGAGCCAUGGAGGCCCCCUUGGACGUGCCCGUGGGGAACCUCCUUGACUUGGACACGGAGACCUCCGUCCCCACGGAGCCCUCGCCGGGGGACCCGGCGGGCGGCGACCCGGCCGCGGAGGAGAGCGAUGCCACCGAGUCGGCGGACAGCGAGAACGACAUGGGCUACUCGCCCGGGCGCUGGAGCGGCCGCCGCCGCUCGUCCUCCAACGAGUCCUUCUCCUCGAGCCAGAGCACCGAGUCGGCCAAGGACGAGGCGGCGGGCGAGCGCCGCGACUUCAUGCGGCGCUACGUGGACAAGGUCUUCACCGGCGGCGAGGACCUGGACCAGGAAGAGAAGGCCAGGUUUGGUGAGCUCUGCAGCGGCGAGAACGGGAAGGGCAGGGAAUGGUUCGCACGAUACGUGAGCGCCCAGCGCUGCAACUCCAAGUGCGUCUCGGAGCAGACCUUCUAUCGCCUCAUGCAGUCCUUCGCCCUGGUGCUGUUUGAGUGUCACCAGAUGGAUGACUUCAGCCCUGCCAAGAACCUCAUGACCAUGUGUUUCACUUACUACUACAUCGGCAAACCGCACGCGCUGCCCUUGGAGAGCAAGGAGGAGAAGCCCAUGGGUAGCAUCGACUCCUACCUGAAGUCGGCCAACAGCUGGCUGGCCGAGAAGAAGGACAUCGCGGAGCGGCUGCUGAAGAACACGGAGAACGUCAAGGGCUUCUUYGGGGGCCUGGAGACCAAGCUGAAGGGUCCCGCGGCGCGGAAGGGCGACAGCGAAGGGGAGGACAAGCCAAAGGAGAAGGGGAAGACAACGGCUCCUGUGCAGAGCCCCGAGGAGGAGAAGAGAGGAGAGAAGAUCUACCUGUACAUGCACCUCAAGCAGCAGCCCAUCUGGCACAACCUGCGGUUUUGGAACGCCGCCUUCUUCGACGCUGUUCACUGCGAGCGGAGGAAGAGGUCUCCCACCACCAGAGGGAGCGCUGGAGAGGAAGAGGAGAAGAGGGAGAAGUGGUGCCACAUGACGCAGGAGGAGCGCGACGACAGCCUGCGCUUCAACGAGAACAUCACCUUCGGGCAGCUGGGCACCUUCAUCCACAACAUGCUGGCCUUCGGCCUCAGCAAGAAGCUCUGCAGCGACUUCCUGAAGAAGCAGGCGACCAUCGGCAACCUGGACGAAGAGCAGUACAAGCUGCUGAGCGACCACAUCGAGCAAGUGGCGGCCGAGUAGCCGCCRCGGAGCCGGGGCCACCGCUGUCACCUCCGGGGCCACCCGCCAGCGAGGACGGGCUGCUUGGAAUAUCCUUACAACAACCCCGCAUGAUCGUCAGCCCGGCGUCGAGGCUGCCCGUAGCAAUAGGAGCACCUUCUCCCUCCCUGGAUCCUUCCCUGCCUUUCAGAGCAGACUUUCCCGGUGUGUUUUGUCGGUUAAUAGAAGGAGAAGCGGGAAAACAAGCCCGGAGCAGCCCUGCCGCUGCUGUGCGCCGGGAUCCUGCGCUGUCCCGCGGCACCUUCCCCCUGAAUUCGGGAGAGCCGGGGGGAUUGGAGGUUGUGGAGCGGCUCUCCAGGGAACUGCUGCUCCGUGGAAGCCACCGCUUCCUUUUGGCAAUGGGCUCGUGUUGCUUUGUGCACCCUGGAGCAUCCCAGUGGUUGGAGAAGCAGGCAGCUGUGCGGGAAGCCCUGCUGCCGCGGGGAGCUUCCCCACACCCUCUUUGGAGGGAUUUCUUUGCUUUUUGUACAUCUCGGCAAGAGGAAAACCGCGGUUUGCUCUACAGCAUUAGCCUUGCUCGGCAGGGAAUAAGCCAUGGCCUUGGGCACGCUUUGGGAGAGGAGGAAGAGGAGCUUGGAGCGCAGGCGGCAGGGCUCGGCGCAGCCGCGAGGCUCCCCGUCUGCUCUUGGUUUUCCCCCUUUUUUCCUCCUCUGCUCUUGUCCUGUUCGCCCRGGUUUCCUGGGAAUACCGCUCCGGGUGUCCCGGCUCCGAGUGAGGCUCCAUCCCGGCACUGACUCUCUCGGGAUCCGGGCACGCUGCUGCUGCAGGGAUUUCAUUUGCACUUUGCRUCCCCCCGAGGGGACGUCUCCUUGGGGCGCCGGGACAGGACCUGCMGCCUCCGGCAGCCCCUCGCCCAAGCUCCCUUCGGUUCUUCCCCCAAAUUCUGCUUUCAUUGUUUAUUUUUCCAACAUUAAAGAAGUUUAGCAGUGAAAAAAGAUACUAUUUGCAUGGGUAUUUUUCUAAAAAACAAUUGGAAAAACUGCAUUUUUGGUGGCCAUGCRUCACUCUGCUCUGGGGCUCCCGGAUCAUGGAUUCGUGGAGACGUUUCAAGGCUGCGUGUGGAACUCACGACUUCCAUCCCCCUUUGGAGCAGGACAGCGUGAAGGACAGGGUGAGAGAGGCUGCAAUAAAUUAUCUUUAAAAAAUGACUCUUAUUUMGCAGUUGAUAUAUAUAUUUUAAUCCAAUGAGUCUUCUCCUCUCKCCACGCUCAUCUUCUGCAGUCCCUUGCACCUUGCUCAGCUCCAUCCCCUUUUGCCCCUUUCCUAUGGAUAACCCAUUUCUCUUUCUUUUAGCAGAGAAAAUUGAUGCCCCUUUUAAAGAAAUGCUUGGGUUUGCCCUGGAGCUGCAUAGACUGGUGAAAAAGAUUUAAUUUGUCUUUUCUUUCCCCCUUUGCGCUCCAUCUUUGCCAGCCGCUGCGGAUCCUGCGC